Myotis brandtii (Brandt's bat) is the source of this 1608-nucleotide messenger RNA. Its product is annotated as sialic acid-binding Ig-like lectin 14. The transcript has 7 exons. Gene Ontology annotation, molecular function: sialic acid binding. The record is from RefSeq and is a predicted model, not a curated record. Bases 134 to 1399 code for a protein of 421 amino acids. NCBI's taxonomy places the organism in Eukaryota, Metazoa, Chordata, Mammalia, Chiroptera, Vespertilionidae. Gene Ontology annotation, cellular component: plasma membrane. Gene Ontology annotation, biological process: cell adhesion.
GUUCCCCUUCCAGCCUGACCACAGUCUCUCCCCCAAGGCUUCCUGUUGGGGUGUCCUAGGCCCCACCCCAGAGCUGGGCACUUCCCUCCCUGACACAGGGACCUGGACCCGCUCUGCCCUGCCAGAGGCAGACAUGGUGCCCCUGCUGCUGCUGCCCCUGCUGUGGGGGGGGUCCCUGCAGCAGCCUCCAGGCUAUGAGCUCCGAGUGCAGGAAUCGGUGACAGUGUUUGAGGGUCUGUGUGUCCACGUGCCCUGCUCCUUCUCCUACCCGAGGAGUUCGUGGUCUUCCUCUAGCAAAUUCUACACCUACUGGUACCGGGACGGGGACAACACAGCCUAUGAUGCUCCUGUGGCCUCGAGCAACUAUAAUAAACCAGUGAAGAGAGAGACCCAAGUCCGAUUCCUCCUCCCGGACCCCAGGACCAACGACUGUUCCCUGCACAUAAGAGACGCCAGGAGGAGUGACACAGGACGCUACUUUUUCCGAGUGGAGAUAGAAUAUCCUGUAUAUAAUUACCAAGGACAUUUCCAAGGAUAUAAGUCCCAAGGCUAUAGUUACCAAGAUAAAAUGCUGGAUUUGCAGGUGGCAGCCCUGACAGAGAAACCCCACAUCCAUGUACGGGAUCCUCUGGAGUCCGGCCGCCCCACACAGCUGGCCUGCAGCCUGCCAGGGGCCUGCGAAGGGGGACGACCUCUCACCUUCUCCUGGGCGGGAGCGGCUGUGGACUCGCUGGACCCCCAGACCCUCGGCUCCUCGGUGCUCACCUUCACCCCGAGGCCCCGGGACCAUGGCACCAACCUCACCUGUCAGGUGAAACGGGAAUGGCCUCAGUUGACCACACAGAGAACCAUCUGGCUCAAUGUCUCCUAUGCCCCAGGGAACCUCACCAUAGGCGUCUCCUUCAGAAACGACACAGCCUUCAAGAAUCUACAAACCACAUCCCUUCUCAUUCUGGAGGGAGAGGCCCUGAGGCUGCGCUGUGAGGCUGACAGCAACCCCCCUGCCGAGCUGAGCUGGUUCCGGGGGUCCCCAGGCCUGAACGCCACCCCCAUCUCCAGCACCGCGAUCCUGGAGCUGCCUCGCGUGGGGCCUGCACAGGAAGGAGAGUUCACCUGCCAAGCUCGGCACCCGCUGGGCUCCCACAGCGUCUCUCUCAGCCUCUCCGUGGUCUGCAGCCCUCCCUGCAGAUGUGUGACGGAGGAGCAGCAGGGCUCCUGGCCCCUGGUCCUCACCCUGAUCAGAGGGGCCCUCAUGGGGGCUGGCUUCCUCCUCACCUACGUCCUCACCUGGCUCUACUACACCAGGAUGGGACUGAGGUGUGGACACCAGGCUAGAGGGACUGUCCUGGGACAUCAACGUCACCUUCUCCCUGGAAGCUCUUGCCUCACCUGCCUCUAAUGUGCCCCUGGGGUUUCAGUGUGUGGAUGUGACUGAGUGACCACAAGGGGCGUCAAUGCCAUGGAGAGAAGACUUUUACUCCUUUUACCUCCUGAGUUGACCACGUGGGAAUAAGCCGGCCCUGGGAGGCCCUGGGUCUCCUUGGCUUCCAAUCUGUUUAAUGGUUUAAAACAUCAUAAGAUACAGAAAUAAACAAUAAUACACACCCA